AUGAACCGUCUGCGCAUCGCUCCCCUCUCCUCCAUCCGAUUGCCGUCGUCGACGCUGCGCCGCACCACCUGCCACCACCACGACCCCCGACCGACUCCCCAGACUCUCAUCGCCUUCUCCACCUCGGCCUGCACCAUGGCUCCCUCCAAGGCCGCCCUCGACUUUGUCGACUUUGUCAACGCCUCGCCGACUCCUUACCACGCCGUCGCUGCCGCCGUCGAGAUCCUCGAAAAGGCCGGCUUCCAGCAGAUCCACGAGCGCGACCCCUGGGCCUCGUCCGUCCGCCCCGGCGGCAAGUACUACGUCACCCGCAACGGCUCCUCGAUUGCCGCCUUUGCCGUCGGCCACAAGUGGCGCGCGGGUAACCCCGUCUCCGUCGUCGGCGCGCACACCGACUCGUGCUGCCUGCGCCUCAAGCCCGUGUCCAAGAAGUCGCAGGUCGGCUACGACCAGAUCGCCGUGGAAAAGUACGGCGGCGGCAUCUGGACCUCGUGGUUCGACCGCGACCUGAGCCUGGCCGGCCGCGUCCUUGUCCGCCACGCGGGCGGCUCCAUCGUGCCCAGGCUCGUCAAGGUCGACCGGCCCCUCGUCCGCAUCCCCACGCUCGCCAUCCACCUGCACCGCCAGUCCAACUUUGACCCCAACACCGAGACCGAGCUGCUCCCCAUCACCGCCCUCGCCGAGCAGCAGCUCAACAAGGCCCCCGCCAACGGCGGCCGCCGCGCCGAGGGCGACGGCGACGAGGACUUCCAGCCCCUCGCCGACAUGGCCGACCGCCACCACCCCGCCGUCCUCGACGUCAUUGCCCGCGAGGCCGGCGUCUCGGUCGACGCCAUUGUCGACUUUGAGAUGAUGCUCUACGACACCCAGGACGCCUGCAUCGGCGGCCUCAACGACGAGUUUGUCUUUGCGCCCCGCCUCGACAACCUCGAGAUGACGUACUGCUCGAUCGAGGGCCUCGUCGCCUCGGUCAGGGCCAAGGACGCGCUCGACGGCGACAACACCAUCCGCAUGGCCGUCUGCUUCGACCACGAGGAGAUUGGCUCCAAGUCGGCCCAGGGCGCGCACUCCAACAUGCUGCCCGCGGUCCUGCGCCGCCUCGCCGUCCUGCCCGGCAGCAGCAGCAGCAGCAGCAGCAGCCGUGAUGCCCACUCGGACAAGAGCUACGAGCACGUGUCCGCCGCCGCCGCCGAGGGCGAGGAGUCGACGGCCUUUGAGCAGACGCUCGCGCGCUCGUUCCUCGUGUCGGCCGACAUGGCGCACGCCGUGCACCCCAACUACGUGGGCAAGUACGAGGCCGCGCACCAGCCGGCCAUGAACAAGGGCACCGUCAUCAAGGUCAACGCCAGCCAAAAGUACGCCACCAACUCGCCGGGCAUCGCGCUCCUGCAGGAGUGCGCCCGCGCCGCCGCCGUGCCCCUCCAGCUCUUCGUCGUCCGCAACGACUCGCUCUGCGGCAGCACCAUCGGCCCCGGCCUCGCCGCCCUGCUGGGCGUGCGCACCAUUGACGUCGGCAACGCGCAGCUCAGCAUGCACAGCAUCCGCGAGACGGGCGGCACCGCCGACAUUCCCAUUGCCAUUAAGCUGUUUGAGGAGUUUUACUCAUCGUACGGCGCCAUGGAGCCCAAGAUUCUGAUUGACUAA
Messenger RNA from Akanthomyces muscarius, 1644 nucleotides. RefSeq lists its product as uncharacterized. Gene Ontology annotation, biological process: proteolysis. NCBI's taxonomy places the organism in Eukaryota, Fungi, Ascomycota, Sordariomycetes, Hypocreales, Cordycipitaceae. The record is from RefSeq and is a predicted model, not a curated record. Gene Ontology annotation, cellular component: fungal-type vacuole. The transcript has 2 exons. The coding region runs from base 1 to 1644 and encodes 547 amino acids. Gene Ontology annotation, molecular function: zinc ion binding; metalloaminopeptidase activity.